GGACAGACCAAAAGGGGCAAACAAAUUAAAAAAUAAAAAUAAAGAAGCACAGAGAACAGAAAGAGAGAGAAUUGGCAAGCCUGAAUGUUCCUUCAGUUUUAACUUCACCUCGUGAUGAUGCCAUGCAACUUUAUAAAGCUUUUAAGGGAUUUGGAUGUGAUAAAGCAGCAGUCAUUAACAUCCUUGCCCAUCGUGAUGCAACUCAGCGUGCUCUUAUUCAACAGGAAUACAGUAACUAUGUACUCUGAAGAGCUAAACAAACGCUUAUCCAAAGAGCUUAGCGGUGAUCUUGAGAAAGCAGUCUUGCUAUGGAUGUAUGACCCGGCAGCAAGGGAUGCUACAAUAGUAAGGAAGGAUUUGAGUGGUGACCGUGUUGAUCCACGAGCUGGCACUGAAGUGAUAUGUUUGCGGACUCCUUCUCAAAUACAACAUUUCAAACAAAUUUACCAUUCCAUGUUUGGUGUCUACCUUGAACAUGAUAUUGAGUUUGUGGCAUUUGAAGAUCACAAAAAGUUGCUUCUAGCAUAUGUAACCACAAUGCGCUAUGAAGGGCCAGAAGUUGACAGAGUCGCGGUGGAACAGGAUGCUAAAGCCCUUUUCAAAGCUGGGGAGAAGAAAUUGGGAACUGAUGAGAAGACUUUUAUGCGGAUUUUUUCUGAAAGAAGCAGGGCGCAUUUGGUUGCUGUUAGCGCUGCGUAUCACAGCAUGUAUGGUAACUCAUUGAAAAAGGCUGUUAAAAGUGAAACCUCUGGACUCUUUGAGUUUGCCCUCUUGACUAUUUUGCAAUGUGCUGAGAAUCCAACAAAAUACUUCGCGAAGGAAUUGCACAAGGCGAUGAAGGGCUUGGGGACGAACGAUACAACUCUCAUUAGGAUAAUAGUCACGCGAACUGAGAUCGAUAUGCAGUAUAUAAAAGCGGAGUACCAGAAAAAGUAUAAGAAAUCUCUGAAUGAUGCAGUGCAUGCGGAGACUUCUGGUGAUUAUCGGACCUUUCUUCUAUCUCUUCUGGGGACAGCUCACUAAUGAAAAGUCAGCACCAUAAAACAGGUGUUUUUAAGUAUGUCAUCAGUGUUGAAGCCCAUGUAUAAAGCAAGAAGUUUAAAUGAUAGUAUGCCAUAAAACAAGUAUGAAUUUACCCUAUGUUAAUUAAUAUUCUAUUGUUGAGUUUGGUUUGAUUCUGAACAGUGCCUUUAAAUGAACAUAUGUUCAUUAGUAUUCAA
Molecule: messenger RNA, 1220 nt
Organism: Lycium ferocissimum
Lineage: Eukaryota; Viridiplantae; Streptophyta; Magnoliopsida; Solanales; Solanaceae
Product: annexin D5-like
Exons: 6
Coding region: 115-1023 (302 amino acids)
Cellular component (GO): cytoplasm
Molecular function (GO): calcium-dependent phospholipid binding; calcium ion binding
Source: RefSeq, a predicted model, not a curated record